AUCAUCGAGUCAUGGGGCAUCGUCGAAACGAUGAGCCUGUGCCGCGUGUGCAACCACCACCAUGAAGAGGGGGUGAGGUGCUCGAUCUGUGGACACACCGGCAAGAGCAAAGUGUUCCAGUUCCUCAAGGCAAACCGACCCAUUAACCAGUUGCGCUUCGUGUCGUUCCGUGUCAAUGGAAACAGCGACAAUCCAUGCAAGGGGAACUGGUGCUUUGCGCGUCUACUCCGCGAACGGAAUUUUGGCACGGCUUCCACAGGUCUCUUCGACGAUUCCGAUGUGAAAACGGCCAAUCACGUCCUCACAUUUGUUGGCGAUGCCCCCGUUGCCGCUGCACGGUGGGGGUGGGCUGUAGAGAACGGGGUAGAAAUCGCAGUCAUCGACAAGCUAGGAGUGGUCGACAUUCGACGACGCCGCACGUAUGGCACGUACACCUUGACCAAUAUCAUUGAGGACAUCAAGGCAAAAGUAGCGACAGAAAGUCGAUUACUGUAUGCCAUAGUCGCCCACGUUCCACACGACCCGACGCAUCCUGCAUGGAAGACCUUCGUGAAGUGCGGGUUCCAGCCGAUGGGGGAACCCAUCGCCAUCGUGACGAGUCCAGACCCGUGUGCAAAGAUGGUGCUGCGCUGUAGUUGAGCGGCGUGGCCUCAUCAACUUGUGUCUGCGCAUUUUCUAAAUAUGGAGUCCAUCUACUAUGUUGCAUAGAUGAAGCAUUUAAAUGAUUUUGAUUGAAUUGCAUACAAUUUGAGAAUUCAAUCAUCUAUUUCUUGC
This is a messenger RNA of Aphanomyces invadans, 774 nucleotides long. RefSeq lists its product as hypothetical. The coding region runs from base 31 to 639 and encodes 202 amino acids. Lineage: Eukaryota; Oomycota; Saprolegniomycetes; Saprolegniales; Verrucalvaceae. The transcript has 5 exons. The record is from RefSeq and is a predicted model, not a curated record.